AUGGAGGCCAUGCGCCAGUUCAACCGGUACUGCAAGGCCACCAACACGUCGGCCUACCACCUGGUCAUCCCGCCCGCCACGAGCAACGACGACGAGGUCGUCCUCGACAACAUGCAGCGCCUCAGCCACUACAACUUUGGACACCUCACGCGGGUGCACUUCAAGGAGAAGGUGUCGCCGUCGGCGCCUCCCCGCAUGUCGACGCUCAUGAGCGGGCUGGGCGGCACCCUGCGCCGGCGGACGGUCCUCACGGCCUCCCAGGAGAAGGCCAUCACCAAGAACCAGCAGCAGCCCUUCUCCGUCUUCCGCAUCGAUCCCUCCACUCUGCCACACGUUGAAGACAACGGCUUCCAAGUGCCGGCAUUUCUGGCGCAGAUGCGGAAGACCCUGUACGAGAAGAACGCGCUGGAGCAGGAGGGACUGUUCCGACUGGCCGGCGACGAGCUCGAGAUGAACCUCAUCAAGAAACAAGUCAGCGACGGCUCCUACACCGAUUGCAUCGAUGUCAACGCCGUCGCUACUCUCAUCAAGCGGUGGUUUGGUGAGUUGCCAGUGCGCGUGUUUGCGGCGAUGCCGAAGGGCGAGUACGAGCGGUGCGUGGGCGACGAGGCGGCCUGCGCGACCUUCCCCGACCGGCUGGCCGAGCCGCACCGCACCCUCUUCCUCUGGUUCGCCGCCAUUCUCAUCGACGUCGCCAAGCGCCAGCACAUCAACAAGAUGGGACCCGGCAACCUCGGUACGAGCUCUCAGACAGUCCCCUGCGCGCUCUCGCCCCGAGGCUGA
This is a messenger RNA of Acanthamoeba castellanii str. Neff, 783 nucleotides long. Its product is annotated as RhoGAP domain containing protein. Gene Ontology annotation, biological process: signal transduction. Gene Ontology annotation, molecular function: GTPase activator activity. The transcript is spliced from 4 exons. NCBI's taxonomy places the organism in Eukaryota, Discosea, Longamoebia, Acanthamoebidae. The record is from RefSeq and is a predicted model, not a curated record. The coding region runs from base 1 to 783 and encodes 260 amino acids.